AACUAGGUCAUAGAAGGCGGUUCGGCUUCCCGCGUAGGACCGGGAAGGAGGCUGUGGAGGCCUUAAGGGCCUCAACUCUAUGGCUCUACGUGGCUAGAAGUGCCCAACUUGGAUUUUUUUUUUUUUAAGGCGGUUCUUGAGGCGACCCGGAAGCGGAAACCGAAGAAAGUUCUAGUGGAUUGAGGUAUCGGCGGGAGCGGCCGGUUGGCGCGAGGAGCCGUUACAGGAACCGGAGCUGCCGAUUGAGCCUGAUCAAGAUGACAACCUCCCAAAAGCACCGAGACUUCGUGGCAGAGCCCAUGGGGGAAAAGCCAGUGGGGAGCCUGGCCGGGAUUGGUGAAGUCCUGGGCAAGAAGCUGGAGGAAAGGGGCUUUGACAAGGCCUAUGUGGUCCUUGGCCAGUUUCUGGUGCUAAAGAAAGAUGAAGACCUCUUCCGGGAGUGGCUGAAGGACACAUGUGGCGCUAAUGCCAAGCAGUCCCGGGACUGCUUUGGUUGCCUCCGAGAGUGGUGUGAUGCCUUCUUGUGAUGCUGUCUGGGGUGCCGUCAAUCCCCAGCCCCAGCAUUGAGUCUUCUGAGUUUGCAGUUGAGUGGGGGGGACUCCUUCCCUGUCCUCUACAAAGGAAAAGAUUGCUGUUGUUGUACUCACCUUCUACGUACUCCAGGGUCUUUUGGGAGUUCUCUCCCAUUGCCAUUUCAACUUUUUUGGAAUUCUCACACUUGCAUGCAUCUCCCUUCCUUCUCCUUACCCUGCCAGUUCUUGGUGACAAUUACCAGCUUUCCUGAGUGAAUUACUGGCCCUUCCUUCACCCCCAUCCUCAUCUCUGGUCUGUUUGGUGCCAUUUGGCUCCUUUUUGGCAGAACAGUCGUCCUUGUAAAGUUUUUUAGAUUAAUAAAGUCAGUGGCCUUCA
Messenger RNA from Cynocephalus volans (Philippine flying lemur), 909 nucleotides. RefSeq names its product BAF nuclear assembly factor 1 (gene BANF1). Lineage: Eukaryota; Metazoa; Chordata; Mammalia; Dermoptera; Cynocephalidae. The record is from RefSeq and is a predicted model, not a curated record. Gene Ontology annotation, molecular function: DNA binding. The transcript is spliced from 3 exons. The coding region runs from base 258 to 527 and encodes 89 amino acids.